AUGAAUACUGCAAGUCCAUCAAAUGAUCCUCCCAUGUACGGCGCCUUGCAAAUCCAAGUAGUACAUUCAAAACUUACCCUGAAAGAGCUGAUACAUGACGGAUGGAUGGGUAAUAACUGCGGCGAGGUUGAUCAUCCGGAUUCAAUGCGCACAGGUGUACUUGAUACUGCGAGAGCCGCGACAGAGGGGCAUCCUCGGGCAAUCUGGGAAAAGGCCAUCGGGCUUGGCCUACGUGAUGAACCUAUCUACAAGCCCUUGGGCCUGGGGUUAUUUGUGCCCUAUUUAGUGAACUAUAUGAUGGUCCACACUGGUCAGAGAUAUCGUCCCUAUGAAACAGAAGAACUAAGAUAUGUCUUCCGUGUUCAUGUGGUAAACGAUGAAACCCAUGAUUUUGUCGGAGAUCUAUACACAAAGUUCGACUAUUAUUGGCCGAACAUGCAAGCACGGAACUGGGAGCGCGGCUCGCACGAAUACCACGACCUGCUUGACACGCCCAAUGUGCGGGGGGUUGUAACCCUUGUGCUAGGAGAGUUUGCUCGAGGGACAAGGAGACGAAAUGCUGGUAGAGGUUAA
Molecule: messenger RNA, 573 nt
Organism: Penicillium argentinense
Lineage: Eukaryota; Fungi; Ascomycota; Eurotiomycetes; Eurotiales; Aspergillaceae
Exons: 4
Coding region: 1-573 (190 amino acids)
Source: RefSeq, a predicted model, not a curated record